AUGACCCCUAAGCAAAUUGAAUUUGUUGGCUCGAACAUCGAAUCAACCUAUCAGGCUGGUUGCUUCUUUGGCUCCCUUGCAGCUUUUGUUCUUGUCGAACGUCUUGGAAGACGCUUCGCUCUGCAAUGGGCUUCGAGUUGGUUUUGUAUAGGAACUGCCCUGAUGCUAGGCUCUCGGAGCUCCAUUGGAUUAUUGUACGCGGGAUCGGCGUUAUCAGGAUUUGGUGUGGGCAGUAUAUCGCUGGCAUCUCCGCUUUAUAUGGCCGAGAUUUCGCCCCCUAAGGUCCGCGGACAGCUAGUUGGGCUUUACGAAAUCCUACUGCAGGCUGGAGAGUGUGUCGGAUUUUGGGUGAACUUCGGAGUAUCUAAAAAUACACCUAUUUCUGCGAAACAGUGGCACAUACCUAUAGCAAUUCAGUUUAUACCUGGAGGAAUAUUAUUUAUCUCGUCGAUGCUUUUGCAAGAGACUCCUUGUUGGCUCUAUAAAGCGGGAAGACGAGAUGACGCAGUCAAGGCCUUGUCUUGGAUCCGAAAUCUUCCUACAGAUCAUAUAUAUGUUCAAGAAGAAUUUGCUUUCAUUGGAGUGCAGCUAGACAGAGAGCUCCAGGUACAAAGAAAAAAGGGGUUCGUUGGACAGCUGAGGGAAAUAUCCAAACCAGGUCUCAGAAAUAGGUUGGCAUUGGGCAUGACAAUCAUGAUGUGUCAGAACCUUACAGGGUCCGGGGCUAUCAGCGAUUUUGCUCCUACAAUAUUUGAAUCAAUAGGGAUGACUCAGGCAAAUAGUGCUCUGUUUGCAACGGGUAUUUAUGGGCUAGUUAAGAUGGUCGCUACAUUUAUUGCCCUCUUCUGGAUCGUAGAUCGUGCUGGUAGACGCAAACCGCUUAUGACCGGGGCGUUCAUAGGAGGGUUGUCGCUGUACUACGUAGCUGCAUAUGUAGCCGUAGCAAAACCGGGGGUGUCCCUCGAGAACGUCGACAAACUGUUUGGCUAUGUUGCCAUAGUCGUACUAGAUGCUGGGUUAGAGGAAGAGGUUUUAGGAAAGCAAUCCUUCCAGAAAAAUGACAUCGAAAAAGCUUUGGAUUGA
Messenger RNA from Rhizoctonia solani, 1083 nucleotides. Its product is annotated as Sugar (and other) transporter. Lineage: Eukaryota; Fungi; Basidiomycota; Agaricomycetes; Cantharellales; Ceratobasidiaceae. Gene Ontology annotation, biological process: transmembrane transport; carbohydrate transport. Gene Ontology annotation, cellular component: membrane. The record is from RefSeq and is a predicted model, not a curated record. The coding region runs from base 1 to 1083 and encodes 360 amino acids. Gene Ontology annotation, molecular function: carbohydrate:proton symporter activity. The transcript is spliced from 11 exons.